AUGCCCAUUAUCGUCAAUCAGCUACGAUCCCUGCUACGCAAGCAAGAAAAGGAGUCCUUACCUUCCUCCCCUUCAAGGGAGAAGUCUUCCCCCAAGAGACCUUCAGAGUCAGAUGGGGCAGAUCUGCCGGCAGUUCAGGAUCUCGUACCCAUUAUUCACAACCAGUCAGAGUACAUACAGCACCUGGAAGCAGAAGUCAGAUUUUGCAAGGAGGAGCUCUUGAGCCUGAAACAGAGAAUCAGAGUGGUUGUUGUUGAAAACGAGAAACUGCUUGGAGAGCUGAAGUCUCGGACGGUGGAGGACACUCUUAAAGACUAUACCAUUUUGGAUGCUACGACAACUGUUCCUGAAGGCCUGGCCACCAGGGAGAAUGUCCACAGCAGCCUCGACUCCGGACCUCUCUCUCGCGGCCAGCAGAAGCCUCAUCAAGACCCCAGCCACCCCGCUGAGGAACAGAAGUGGCAGAGCGAGCUGGACAAACUGAAGCAGCUCUAUCAGGCGCAGAGAGAAACAUUGGAGGCGCAUGUUGUGUCAUUGAGGAAGGAGCUGGCGACGUCCCAGAAGGAGGGCGAGGAGAUGAAGAGCCGGCUGAGACACCAGGAGGCCCUGGCGGCGGCUGAUGGCGCCAGCCGUGUGGGCGGGCUGUGUCUGAAGUGUGCCCAGCACGAGGCCGUCCUGGCACAGACCCACACCCACCUCCACGCACAGGUCAUCGAGCGCCUGACCAAGGAGAGGGAUGACUUGCUGGCAGUCCUGUCGUCGCUGAGGGCCAGCCAGGGUGAAACGCAGCAGAGGGAGUGGGGCGCCUAUCAGCAGGUCAAGCAGGCUGUGGAGAUGGCAGAAGAAGCCAACCUGGAAAAGACCAGGGCACUGGUGCAGUGUGAGCAGCUGCAGAGAGAGCUGUCCAGGCAGAGGCAGCAUCUGGAGAGGGAGCUGGCGGCCGAGCAGGAGAAGAUUGGGAAAGCUCGGGACGCCGCUCGAGAGGAGGCCAAGAGAGAGAAGGAAGAGCUGGCCGCAACCGCGAUGACUCUCAGCCAGAAGGUGGCCAGCCUUGAGAGCCAGCUGGAGAGACUGAAGAGAGAGAAGAGCUCUCUGUCCAGCCAGCUGGAGGAGGCACAGCAGCAGCUCAACUCCCAGGAGACCGACAUCAGCAAGGUCUGCGGCGAGCUGCGGUACCAGCUGGACCAGACCCGGCUGCAGAGGGGCGAGGCGGAGCGGGAGCUGCAGGAGUACCGGAUCAGAACCGCCCGGGAGCUGGAGCUGGCAGCACAGGAGGCGGAGAAGUGGCGGCUGGAGCUGAGCGCGUGCCGGCAGCGUCUGGAAGGGGCCCAGCAGGACGCGAGCCGUGCCAAGGCGGAGGCGCUCAGCCUGGCGGAGCGGCUGGGCAGAUCCCAGCACCAACUGCACCUCACCAGGCAGGAGAAGGAGGCGGCCGUCCGCUGCCGCAGCGACGAGCUGAAGGCCUUGACCUUCGGGGCGCGGCGGCGGGAGCGGGAGCUGACGCAGAAGAUCCAGCACAUGGAGGCGCAGCGCGAGCGCGGCGCCUCCGAGCUGGAUGACUUACUCAGCUCCCAGAACACUCUCAUCAGGAAGCUGAAGGACGAGUGUUGCAACCUGGGGACGCAGCUGGAGGAGGUGACCAGCGGGAGCAGGAGUGCGGUGGAGCAGCUCUCCCUGGAGAACGAGCACCUGCGGGAGUCUCUGGACAAGCAGCAGGCCCGCUGUGCGGAGAUGGAGGAACAGUGUGUGCAGCAUGGCAGGAUGCACCAGAGGAUGAAGAACAGUAAACUUUUGAUUUGCGAGGAGAAGUUGGCACUGCGCUCCGGCGCGAGACGAGGCAGAUCGAGCGGAGACUGCCUGCGAACCCUGCCGGGCGCCGGGGCUCAUCUUUAACUCCUUCAGGCCCAGGCGCUGCGCGGACACCCGCGGCCCCCCUGCCCGCCGUCCGGCUGGCGCCUUCAAAGGGCACUGGGCACUGGACCCGAGAGGGUGCCCCAUGCAGAGCUGCCACUUUCCUAGUGGGCAGGGGAAAUACGAGACCUGGGAGUGACAUGUUAUCUGUGGGAAGAAGAGACACAAAGAAGGAAUCCACACUUGUGUUUAUAUCUGUGUAACAUUCAGUUGAUUGUGUUGUACUGCUUCUUUUAUGUGUUUCUUUUUUCUCCCCAGCCUGUGACACAGACAAGACUAAAGCAUUUUUAUUAGACCAGUUUCACAAUGUCGUUGUCUACCAAGCAGGGGAUAGUCCACUUGUCACCCAUGAUGGGAUUCUUUUAGCUUACGAAUGCAGUUGUAAACUGGUCCUGUCACUGUGUUCUGCAGCGAGCUGAUCUCUGGCAUGGCCUAUCUGUUGCAGUGCUGGGAAUGUGGUCCGAGACACAUCAUCAUUCUUUCCUCCAUCUAACUAGAACAAGUAUUUGUGUUAGACAGUGCUGAUUCUCCCAUUCAAUGUUCAGUAUGCUCUAUACAUGCUGUUAAAAGCUAAAAGCUACUACUGCUGCUUCUACACCUAAUAAUAAUGAUAGCAUAUAGUAAUUAGUAAUUCCAUAACAUUACAAUUUAGUGGCUAGACAAACUCUAGACUGGUUUAGACCUUGGCUGUCUGGUGUAUGUCAUUUAUAUACUAUAAUAUAUAUUUUGACUUUGACGGUUUUUACUGAAGUCCUCCUCAGCGCAGAAUUUUACCAUAUUUUUACCAUAUUCUACAACACUGUUUGCAUUGAGAUAUUGACCACAAAGCCAUGCUGGAUCUUAUUCCUUGCCUGCUUUUUAGCAAAUGGUGUUAUUGAGCUUAAAGAGCAGCAUAAUUAAGCAUGGUUUCCCUUAACUGCAGAAUGAAUCCAGCUGGAAUUCACUGCCACAGGCAAUGGGAGUGUGGUUUCUUUUAAAGCUUUGUGUUGCAGGAUGUUUUGUAUUUUUAAAGCUGUGUACUUUUGACAACAUUUAAAUAUUAAACUGCUUCUAACUGCUUUGUUAGGUAUGGAUAGAUGUCCUGUUAACAGUGCACACAGCACUAGGUUUGUUCUGGACAGCUAUAUUAUUUUGGGGACAGUAACUCAACAAAACCAAAUAAAGGAGGAGAGAGUA
Messenger RNA from Lepisosteus oculatus (spotted gar), 3087 nucleotides. The record is from RefSeq and is a predicted model, not a curated record. Lineage: Eukaryota; Metazoa; Chordata; Actinopteri; Semionotiformes; Lepisosteidae.